This is a messenger RNA of Cheilinus undulatus (humphead wrasse), 1584 nucleotides long. RefSeq names its product sepiapterin reductase-like. Gene Ontology annotation, molecular function: sepiapterin reductase (NADP+) activity. Lineage: Eukaryota; Metazoa; Chordata; Actinopteri; Labriformes; Labridae. The record is from RefSeq and is a predicted model, not a curated record. Gene Ontology annotation, biological process: tetrahydrobiopterin biosynthetic process. The transcript has 3 exons. The coding region runs from base 171 to 977 and encodes 268 amino acids.
UUGAAACCCUUUAUUCUGCAGGUUAUGGCUGUAAACAAGGGUUAAACCAGGAGAUGGCGACAACGCAACGGUAUAUGUUUAAACGUCAGACAGAACCGGCGAAGAAGAUAGGAGACCUCUGAGCUCCACAUGUUUUCCGGUUAAUACCAGUUUAUCCUGCUUCUUCUACCAUGUCGUCCUCGGGGAGCUCCACAGACCUGGGCCGGGCCCUCUGCAUUAUCACCGGGGCCUCCAGAGGCUUCGGCCGGGCUGUGGCGCUGCAAAUGUCCCGGGUGGUGAAGCCGGGCUCGGCGCUCGUGCUGACCGCCCGCUCCGCUGACGACCUCCGGGCUCUGCAGGAGGAGCUGACCACCUCAGAGGCAGGCAGAGCCGGCCUGAAGGCUGUGAGUGUACCCGCCGAUCUGGGACAGAAGGGGGUACAAGAGAGAGUGCUGAAGGAGGCUGGAGAGGCUUUUAACGAAGACAUGGAUCACGUGAUCCUCAUUAACAACGCAGGCUCUCUUGGUGACAUUUCCCGCUUCACUAAAGACUUCACCAACAUGGCCGAAGUUGACUCAUACAUGUCUUUCAAUGUCGGCUCCUUCCUCUGCCUCAAUGCCAGCUUCCUGCAGCGUUUCCCUCAGCGUCCUGGUCUGAAGAGGACCGUGGUGAACGUGUCUUCGCUCUGCGCCCUGCAGCCAUUCUCCUCCUGGGUGCUGUACUGCAGUGGGAAGGCCGCCAGACUGAUGAUGAUGAGGGUGCUGGCUCAGGAGGAGCCGGACCUACGGGUGCUCAACUACUCUCCAGGCCCUCUUGACACAGGGAUGCAGGAAGCGGCUCGGACGACCACCGGUGACGAGGUUCUGAGGAAAGCAUUUUCUGACAUGUUCUCUGAGGGGAAACUGCUCACCUGUGAGGAGUCGUGUGCUAAGAUGAUGAAGCUGCUGCUGGAGGAUAAAUACACGUCAGGAGAGCAGAUCGAUGUCUAUGACUUGUAGGGCGAGUUAGUCCCAUCAAAGACAUGUCUGUGCCUUUGCUUUAAAUCAGAACGUCUCCAGGGAGCUGUUACUGCCAGUGAUAGAUGUCACAUUUAUCCUUAAUUAUCAUCAAAAUGUUUGGUUACAUGAUCAGUCAACAUUUCAUUUACUUGUUGAUCAUGAUGUACUCUUUAUCCGUUAAGCCUUCUGUGAUUUAUCAAACUGUGGUGAAGUCUGAAGAUGUGCCUUACUUGUGAUUCCUGUGAUUAUAUAGAACUGUUAUUGUGCUGCUCUCUUUUCCCUAAGGAUUAGUAAUGGUCAGUAUUUAAAGGCAUCUUUAAUGAUGUACUUGGGCAUUAGAAAUAUUGAGCACUUGUUUAUUUUCCAAUCAAAAAUACAACUCUAACAUUCCUUUAUGCAUGACUUUAUUUUUAUCUAUUUGACAGGAAAUCAAAGCUUUAUAAAAUUAUUAUCUCAGGCUAUUUUUAUAGUAAAUUUGCCUUUUUUCUUGGAUAAAACACAACUAUGUAGCAACUUAGAAUGUAGUCCUUAAUGUUUACAAAUACAAUUUAAUUGUUUUAUUCCUGAAAAUGUUUUUAUUUAUAAUUAAAGCAAAUAAAAAAAUGAA